AUCCCAAAAAAAAAAUAUUUAAGAUAAAUUCAAAUAGUGAUCUAUCUGUUAUAAUUAUUAUCAAUUAAAUGUAAUUUUUAAUAAGUGAUAACAAGCAAAUUAAAUUCAAUAAUCCAUUAAACGUCAACCACAUAUUUGUGUGUACAUCCAUUCAGAGAGAUAUUUAUAUACAUAUUCGUAUGUAUUUAUGUAUCUAUAAAUUGAAAAGAAAAGCAAAAAAUAGUACAACGAGAGAAGCUAUAAUCAACACACAAAAAAAAAACAUACCCAAUUUAAUAAAAAAAGUACAACAAAUCAAGCCAUUCUAAAGGGCAAUUUGUGCAGACGUUGAAAUUAUUUUCAAUAAAAACAUUUCAACGGCUGUUUGUUCUUCGUGUUCCAAACGUCGGCCAGCGGAAAUUUGAGCGAAAAUAUCCUGCCGUGAGACCUAGUUGUUCGUGUGUGUGUCAGUUGUACGAUAAUAAUUGUUAUAUAUUUCCAAUAACAGAAUCAAUCUGGAAAUCUGCAAUAUUGACAGAAUCUAAUGCCACCACAAUAAUUCUCCUCAUAUCGAAAGAUCAAAGUGCGAUUUCGAAUUUCAUGUGUUAUUCUUCGGUACCCUCAAAUUGAGGUUGAGAUAGAAAAAUAAAAACAAGAAGAAAAAACAAUUGUCUGUAUACCAAAAACCGAAAAAGCAAGACCUAAGAAAAGUUCAGUGUUCGUGUGUAAUGACGAAUGGAGGAGGCAAAAUUGCAAAAUUAUUAUAUUGCGUGUGAAUAAACAUACAGAAAAAGAACACUUUGUAAAAAUUAAGAGAAAAGUUCCCUCAAGUUUCGUAAAUUUUUUUUGUGAUAUUCGAAAAAUUUCCCAACUACGUAACGUCGAAGGUGAUUUCUUCUUUAUUAUUUUUGUAAAUGCAAAAAGAAACAAUACAAGAGCUAUAGCCAUCUUACUUUACUCAACACGCUCUGGGAAUUUUAUUACAAAUUUACAAGAUACGUGUGAGAAAGAGACCGCAAGUGUUUUAUGUUUCGAUAAAACGACGACUCGUAGCUAUUGAGCAAAAGCAAAAUAAAUAUUAAAACCACCAAAUUAAAACAACAACGACGGGAAGCUAAUGGUUUACAAAGUUUCAAGACCACAAAUAAAUGCGCAAUAGAAAAAAAUACAACAAGAAUACCACAGAGAGUAAAAGCAGUAGAAAAAGAAGAAAUCGCUUUGGAUAUAGAGCCAGAAAGAGGUUAACGACGCCCAUCAGCAUCAGCAAAUAAUAAAAAGGCAGAAGACGAGAAGAGCCCGUUGACUCUGCGAGUAAAGAAGGAAAUUUAAAAGAUAAAUCAACAGACUGAUUAAUUAAUAUUUAAAGUAAAGAGUAUAAUACAUAAUAAUUUAUACAUAAAUCUAAUAAUAAUAAUACACAAAUCCUGCAAAUAUAUAUAAAUAAAUACAACUGUAAAUACUGAAGCGACGACGACGUCCAGAAGCAAGCGGAAGAGAAGGAGAAGAGUUGAAGAAAAGUGCAAGGGCAGGAAGAGUUAGUGGUGUUUGCUGCCGAUGAGGACGACGAAUAGCAGGUUCCAGAUUCACAUCAGGAAAUAACAAAAGGACAAGGAAUGCCCAUUUAUAUUUUAAAUAAGCGUUGAUUUUAUUGUGUGUGAUAUUUAAAACUUAAGCAUUAAUUUAAACAAAACAAAAAACGUAAAAAACCCCAAAAACAACAAAGGCAAACCAAUUACUCAAGCAACAAACAACCCAUCCAGUAAAGUGGCGGUAAACUAGCAGCAUAAUUGAGAAUUCGAAUCAAAUACAAGAUACAACUACAACAAUAACAAUUGUACUAUGACAUACUCGCACAAUAGCGUUAGUAAGAAUCUUAAAAUGACAACAGCAGCAGCAGCGACCGCAGCGGCAUCGAUACAACAACAACGUUCGAAAAAAGUGUCGCAUAGUGGAGCAGGCGGAGGCGGUGGCGGUGGUUAUGGCAGCAGCAGUAACUCACCACCAUCAACACCACCCUUAAGUGCACAUUCCAACAGUAUUGCUAGCAGUACAAAUUAUAACCAUACCCAUUACCAGCAUCAGCUAAGCUCAUCGCCUCCAGGAUGCCCCAUGUCAUCAGCAGUUUCCACCAGCUCCAAUUGUAGCAGUAGUUCCGGUGUUUCAUCACUGGGUUCAUCAGGCAAUGGAAGCAGUGGCAGUUAUUUUGCGUCUGCACGUAAACAUCAACGCAAUUGGCAACAGCAAAGGCGAUCGCCGCAGCAUGUAAGUGAUGCUGGCAGCUUUUUCAGCAACAACAAUACCAAUCAAGGUGGCGGCAGUGCAAAUAAACGGUAUAGCAUUGGCGGAGGAGGAAGUGGCCAAAAGCACCGUGAUGGGCAACGUUCACCUCAGGGAGGACAAGCGACACGCCAAUCGCCAGCUUCGAUAUUGGGCGGCGGUAUCAGUCCAUCUUCGCCAAUAUCCAUUGGUGUCAGCAGCAACCCCAAUUCGGCCCGCAAACCCCGCUCGAAGCACUCGAGCCCAUUGUUGUGUGCCGGUGGCAAGAUCUCACCCACUCAUCCACUCAUACCCACCGCCCUGACGCACUUCGCCGGCAGCAAGUGCUUCGAUGCACCAGCUCCCACAGCAUUGCCGAAACCUCCUGAGCACUGGACACUGAGCAAAAGUGAAGAGAAGGUCGACAGCAGCGCUGGUCCCGGCCUACAUAGUGUGCUAAGCGUUCGCUCGCACAAUCACCACCAUAGCAGCCACCACCACCACAACCAUCAUCAUCACUCUAACGCCGUCGAUGCGCACACCUUUGGAGGACACGUUGUUAAGUCUUCGAAACGCAAUCUCCUCGACGACUUCGAUACGCACAAUUUGAAAUUGUUGCUCAACGUGCAAUCGUAACCGCCCAGCGGCAUUCAUCACAUUUUUUGCCAACAAAACUUAAGCAAAAUCAGCCCAUUAAAGGACAACCAGCAAAAAAAGGAACGAAAACAACAACAACAAGAAACUAACCAAACAAACUAUCCGUCAAAGUAAUAAGGAAAUACUAUUUUUUCAACUUCUGUCUCUCUUGAACACUACAAGUGCUUGUGAUCUCAAGAACAUUACAAAGUCACACUUAAACGAAAAUAACAAUAAACUUCAGUAACACUAAAUCAGCAUUAAUUAAAAAUCCAAACAAUAAUAAUAAUAACAACAACAACAACAACCACAUACAAAUGAACACGCUAAAAUAGCAAACAAUGAACAUGCCAAAAAAUGCAAAAUUCUCAUAUAUCAACAACAAACAAAUGAAAACUACAAAAAGUAAUUAAUUCCGUAUCUGUGAAGAGACAAUUACAAAUAAAAAAUAAUUUUAUUUAAAACCAACAUAAACCAAAAACAAACAACAAAAUAAAAUUAAGCAAGAAGCAGCAGUAACGAAACAAAAACUUUAAAAUCUACAAAAGUGCUAUAACAAAAACCAAAAUACCUACAAAACAACAACAGCAACAAGCAAAGGCAUUACCACACCACCCAGAUCUACAAAAAAUAAACAAGCAAACGACGACUAAUCCUUGACCAGAUUAAUAGUUACCUAUCUGUAUGGCAACUCGUUUUGACCGUGAUAUAAUCUCUAUUAGAAUAGAACAUCAACUAUGAUGAUGAUGAUGAAGAUGAAGACAACGGUUUUCCAAUAGCAGAAGAACCAGUUUGGAAAAAACAACGAAUGAUCCCGCAUCCCGCAGGAUACCAAACCACAAAAUCAACCAACAAAAGCGUCGCAUCAACAACUCAUAGUAGAAAAAAACUAAAACAAACAUUAGCCCACCAAAUAUGAACAAGCAAACAACAUAUGUAUGUAUGUUUUGAACAACAAACAUCAACGACGACAGCAACAAGAAACCAGCAACUAAGACUUGAGGCUAAUUCCUUGAAUGGCAAAAACUCUUGAGCUCGUGCGUUAGUUUCAUACACUCGUACGUGCUCUUUUCUUUCUGUGAUGAUGGAACGGAGGGUGGUUUCGAAAUUGCGAACUAACCGACCGUGCCAACCCAACCAACUCAAAUACAAGGCCUUACAGUCUGCUCCUCCUCUUCCUACUCGUUCCAUAAGCGCCGCUUUGAUCGCCAGUAACUGCAGGCAGCAGUAUCAGCAGCAACAAUAUCAAAUAGUACCAGUAGCAGCAGCAGCAUCAGCAUCAUCCAAUCACGCAAUACAGCUUUUAUUAAUGUUAAGUAGAUAAAACAACUCUACAUUUUUCGACUGUUUGGACUAUAUUAGUAGUAUGUAUGAAUGUACCUAUCUAUCUAUCUACCUACCUACCUACCAGCUAUCUAUCUGUCAGCCAUUAUGUGUAUUUUCUUAAUUUUCUUCCAAAAUUCAAAAGAUAAAACCUAAGAAAUUUAUUUAUAUUGUGUAGAAGAUGAUUUUCUCCAUAUUGUUUGCAAUACCAGUUUUGUAGUGAACGGAUGCUACAAACAGCAGUCAUAUCGUGUAUUUAUUUAUAUGCUAUUUUUUAUACAAGUCCAUCGGAAUCCCCGCCCCACGAUCCCCUUCCCCCCAUCCUACACUUCCCAGUCACUAAUCGAUCUUUGUUUUUAUUUUCUUUUUUUAACGUUAGAAUUUGUAUUUUUUUCCCUACCUUUGUAAAUUUAAAACUUACCAAAAAAACAGCUUGUAAAACGAGUGCUUCUAUUAGCUGCGUAGCUUUUCUCUCUAUUGGCAAAGGUGUGACUACUAGAGGCAUUUGUUAAGUGUGAUCUUUUUGAAGGCAGGACCCAAUGUUUUUAAAACGUAAGGGCCCUGGGCCUAUGCUUAAUUAAAGGAAUAAUGUAAUUUUGUAAAUUUAUAUAGAAAUAUAUAUAUAUAGAUAUAUCCUUAUCUCUUCUUUUCGCCUGUUUUUUAUUUUAUUUUUUUUUUCUAAUGCAAAUUCUAAGUUAAACUAAUUAUUUUUUUUUAUUUUAAUUUAUUUCCGUAUUUUUAUAGCAGUUAUUUGGACAAUGAAUAACUGCUACAAAAAAUGGAAAAGAAAGAGCAACUGAAAGUAUUUAUUUUUAAUACUUAAUAAUAACUUUAAAUUAUUUGUAUUUGUUCUCCCCUUCAUUUCACUGAACAAUGAUAAAAUGUAUGUGUAAUAUAUUUAAGCUUCCUCAUAUUAAUAUGAUUAUCAACACCUCUCCCCCUUCCCUUUCCACCAUUUUAUAUCCUUUGUUUUGUAUACUAUUUACUAUAUAAAUACUAUUAUAUUUAUAUAUGACUUGUAAUUUUUAAAUUCUCAUAAAAAAUCAACAAAAAGGAAAUCAACUAAAACUAACCCAGUACCUUGUUUUUUUUUGUGUUAGCAUUUAAUACUUAUAUAUUAUAAUACUAUAAAUUAUUAAAAUCCAAAAAGAAGCAAAUGUUCAUAUUACUACUACCAUACCAUAACUAUCCCGAACUUAAAACAACAAGUACUACUACUACCAUCAACCAUACUGCUACUGAAAAACAAAAACACUAAAAUUGAGAGAGAGAAUGAUUGUUGAAAAAACUGCACUGCACCGCACCACUGAGAUAUGUAUAUAGAAAUAUGUAUUUAAAACAAAAACGAAAAAGACAAAAGAAAAUCGAAAAGAAGGUGAGGGGGGAAGGGAGAUGCCUGCCAUCCUUCCCUGCCCACCCAAAAACACAUACAUACUAUGAAAAAUGCUGUUGCCAAAAAUUUGAAUUUGUUAUCUUCUGUGUAUAUAAGUCAAAACAAAAUGUUGUUUUAUUUAAUUUUCCAAAAGUAAUUUAAUUUGCUAAGAGAAUAUUCGUAAGAGUAUGAAGAAGACGGCCAAAUAGAGAAAGAUCCCAAAAGACACUCAAUUCUUCCCUAUUCACCACCAAUACAAAGAGGAAGAAGAAGAUAAUGUCAAGCCAACCUAAGAAGAACAUGCACUUCGUUUUGUACAAAAUCAAUUUGUUUCCUUUAAAAUAUAAAAGCAAACAAGCAAGUUGUUGGUAUUGUUUUUCUUUUUUUGUUUUAUUGAACUUUUGUACAUUUUAAAGUUUUUUCAUAAAAAGAAAAAAAAAAUAUUGGAAAUCGAGCGACCAACAAGCAACUUAACCUUUUUAUUUAAAUGAAAUUAUUAAAACGUGAUAUUUGUAUGCAAUCUUAAUCGAGAGGGAGCAGUGCUCCCUCAAAUAAUAUUUCAAAAAACAAAGAAUUUUGCAUUUUUUAAUUUAAGUUUUUCCUGUUCCCUUGCGACUGAUGCAGCCUUUAAGCAUCGGCGGUCUAUCUCUGCCUUUUUUCUCUACAUAUGUAUAUUUAGUUGUAUACUAUUGUUUUCAUUUCCUUUUUUCUCCCUCUCUUUUUCUGUUGAGCUUAGACAAACAAGCCUCCUCAUGUGAUCUUGUGUUGCUUAUUAUAAUACUACUAUUAUAUUACACACAUAAAAACUCUUUAAAAUUAAACAAAGUAAUUACUCUUAAACACCAAAAGUACAAAAUUCUACAAAAUGAAAUAUUUUUUUUAAUUAAGAGGGCAACUGAAUCAUAAGGUCAUAUCUGUUGGCUUGUUCUGUUUUGUUGUAGAGCUCUUAUUGAUUUUAGAAUUUCCUGCUCUUUAAAUACCUAUCCGCCUACUUGUCUGUCUGUCUGUCUUUCCCCCCUCAAUAAAAAAAAAUCAAAUCAAAUUAACUGUAAACAGCUUUUAUUUCUUCUUUUUCUUUUUUAUUUUAAAUUGAUAACGAAAUUGAAAACAAGCUUUAACAAAGACUUAAAUACACACACAGACACACAGAAACUCACACACACACACACGUACACAAACACACAGAUUAUAAUUAUUAUAUUUUAUUUUAAUUGAAUUGUGCAAAGUUGGACAAGUUUAAAACCGAAAAAAUUAAAAAAUUCAAAAAGUAAACAAAAACUACUGCUUAAUAAAAAAAAACCCCAAACCCAGAACAUACAAAUGUGUAUAUUAGUAGGUUUAAAAAUGUCUACACUAUUGAGAUUCUCUAAAAUUGAUUAACCGCAAGUGAAAAGCAAACAAAAAAAAGCUAACUACUGGUAAUUGAACUCUAAGAGUUCACUUUGUUGCAUUUGUUUGACUGUCGCCUGGGCCAGCAAGACCCUUUGAACAACAUUUGUUGUUGCCAUCUCAAUAAUGUAAGCAAUUUUAAACAGCAACAAAUGAGUGUAUUCCCAAGUAUGCUCGAAUAUUAAAGAUAUAUUUUUUCUUUUCUUUUUUUUUGUUUAUUAAAAAAAAACACACACACAAACAAUAAUCGCCGAAAAACCUUUGAGUUUAUUUUAGUUUUUUAAUUAUCAUGUACUUCCAAUAUUAAUUUAAUAAGAAAGCAAGAAAAAGCAACAACAACAGAAAACAACACAAUCAAGCCCAAAAGCAUUUAGGCAAAGUGAAAUUUAAUUGUCAGAUAUUUGAGCCAGAUUUCUAAAGAGAUUUCCUCUAUAUCUUAUUUUAAUGCAUUUAUAAAAGUAUACAAAUUUACUCUGGCCCAAAUGCCCUUGGGUUUGGUUGAUUUUUUUUUCGAAUUGUUCUUUAAAAAGUAAUAAAUGUAUGCAAUUAUGUGUGAUAAUAAUACAUGAGUUAAAGAAAAAAAAACAAAACAAAAGCAAAAUCCCCCCUCCCAUCCCAUUUAUCAUUGUACAACAACCAAAACUUGAUAAAUGCAUUCAAAAUUCAUUGUCUAAUUGAUUCUAAAAACAAUGUAUAUGUUCUCUACGAGAUUUUAACAAAAUUGUUUGUGAUUUUUUUUUUAGAAAACGCCCACACAUGCAAAAUUAUUAAAAAAAAGAAAGAAAGAAAAAACAAGUAAAAACAUUGAAGUUGAGAAAAGAAGUCCGAAAUGUAAUCUCGUGUAUUUCUCUUCUUUUUCCCAACGAAAACAUUUGGAAAACGAUUAUUUACAAAGAAACAAUGUGAAACAAAAAUUAAAACAAAAAAAAACAUUUUUUUGUAUACUACUUUAGGUAUACAAUAAGAUACCAAAAAAAUUGUAAAAUAUAAUACAAAACAAUAUACGAGUACAUAUUUAUAUAGUAUGACGAUUGAACAUAUAAAAAACCACCCAACCGCAACUACACACAAUAAGAAGAAAAAACAACAACAACAAUAAACAUUUCAAUUCGGCAAAAGUCUAAAUUGUUAUCCGACAUUUCUAAAAUAACUUGAUCGUUAUUCGAAUAUACUACGACAACAACAACAAAAAAUAGUCUGAAAAAAUGAAAUAUUCAAAUAAAUUCUUGUGGUGCAGACCUUUUGUGAAGGUCUGUGCCUAAUCAAACCAAAAA
This is a messenger RNA of Stomoxys calcitrans (stable fly), 8229 nucleotides long. RefSeq names its product forkhead box protein A2. Gene Ontology annotation, cellular component: nucleus. The record is from RefSeq and is a predicted model, not a curated record. Lineage: Eukaryota; Metazoa; Arthropoda; Insecta; Diptera; Muscidae. The coding region runs from base 1819 to 2871 and encodes 350 amino acids. The transcript has 2 exons.